This is a messenger RNA of Procambarus clarkii (red swamp crayfish), 1497 nucleotides long. The record is from RefSeq and is a predicted model, not a curated record. NCBI's taxonomy places the organism in Eukaryota, Metazoa, Arthropoda, Malacostraca, Decapoda, Cambaridae.
AACGACCACCACAAUGCUCUUCAUAACGACCAUCACAAUGCUUGUCACAACGAAAACCACAAUGCCCAACACAACGACCACCUCAACGAACACCACAAUACUCGUCACAACGACCACCUUAAUGCUCGUCACAACGACCACCACAGUACAUGUCACAACGACCACCACAAUGCUCGUUACAACGACCACCACAAUGCUCGUUACAACGACCACCACAAUGCUCAUUACAACGACCACCACAAUGCUCGUCACAACGACCACCACAAUGCUCGUUACAACGACCACCACAAUGCCCGCCACAACGACCACCACAAUGCUCUUCAUAACGACCAUCACAAUGCUUGUCACAACGAAAACCACAAUGCCCAACACAACGACCACCUCAACGAACACCACAAUACUCGUCACAACGACCACCUUAAUGCUCGUCACAACGACCACCACAGUGCAUGUCACAACGACCACCACAAUGCUCGUUACAACGACCACCACAAUGCUCGUUACAACGACCACCACAGUGCAUGUCACAACGACCACCACAAUGCUCGUUACAACGACCACCACAGUGCUCGUCACAACGACCACCACAAUGCACGAAACAAUGACCACCACAAUUCCCCAAUUGCCAUCACAACGACCACCUCAAUGCUCGUCACAACGACCACCACAAUUACCACCACAACGACCACCACAAUGACCACCACAAUGCUCGUCACAACGACCACCACAAUGACCAUCACAAGGCUCAUCACAACGACCACCACAAUGCUCGUCACAACGACCAUCACAAUGCUCGUCACAACGACCACCACAAUGCUCGUCACAACGACCACCACAAUGUUCGUCACAACGACCACCACAAUGCUCGUCACAACGACCACCACAAUGCUCGUCACAACGACCAUCGCAAUGACCAUAACAACGACCACCACAAUGCUCGUCACAACGCCCACCGCAAUGACCAUAACAACGACCACCACAAGGCUCGUCACAACGACCACCACAAUGCUCGUCACAACGACCACCACAACGACCACCACAACGACCACCACAAUGCUCGUCACAACGACCACCGCAAUGACCAUAACAACGACCACCACAAUGGCCAUCACAACGACAACCAUAACGACCACCACAAUGCCCACCACAACGACCAUCUCAACGACCACCACAAUGCCCAUCACAACGACCACCACAAUGCCCAUCACAACGACCACCACAAUGCCCAUCACAACGAUCACCACAAUGCCCAUGACAACGACCUCCUCAACGACCACCAGAAUGCUCGUCACAACGACUACCACAAUGUUCGUCACAACGACCACCACAAUGCCCAUCACAACGACCACCACAAUGCCCAUCACAACGACCACAACAAUGCCCAUCACAACAACCACCACAAUGCCCACAACAACGACCACAACAAUGCCCAUCACAACAACCACCACAAUGCCCAUCACAACGACCACCAGAAUGCUCCAAAGGCACUCAGUAUAG